GCUAUCCCUGUGUGCGCCGCUUGUUUGAAUAUGUAAUAAAAAGAAAAAAAUAAGGCCAAUGUGUUGAAAAAGCAAGCAACUUUCAGAUGCAUUUCUGAUAGGCAGAGAUUUUAAGGUCUUUCACAGAUAAUGUUUUACAAAGACACAACGUUACACAACGCUGGAAACAGGGAAAGUCAAUAUUAAAGUUAAGUGAGCAUUACCUACACAAGCCUGCUCAGAGGAAGAUGAAGAUCAUUUUAGAAGACGAGAAACAUCCUUAUUAAGAACUGCAGCAAAUAAACAAGGUGUGUCCAGGAUGAUUUUAUUAUAUCAAAUGGUACCUUUCCUUUUAUUUGCCUCGGUUUCUGGUGAAUGUCUGACUGAACUGCUGAGAGACACCUACUUUGAAGGAGGAGACAUCACUACAGUUUCUACCCCAAGUGCCAAGUACUGCCAAGUCGUCUGCACCCACCACCCAAGAUGCCUGCUUUUCACGUUUAUGGCUGAGUCGUCAUCUGAAGAUCCUGCUGAGUGGUUUACUUGUAUCCUGAAAGAUAGUGUUACAGAAAAACUGCCACGGGUGAAUAGGACAGGAGCAAUUUCUGGGUAUUCUUUCAAGCAAUGCUCACACCAAAUAAGUGCAUGCAACAAAGACACUUACGUGGGCCUAGACAUGAAGGGUGUGAAUUACAACAGCUCUAUUGUCCAGAACGUUCAGGAAUGCCAGGAGAGAUGCACAAAUGACAUCCACUGUCACUUUUUUACAUAUGCAACAAGGCAGUUUCCCAGCGAGGAGCAUCGUAACGUCUGUCUGCUGAAGUCCAGCGAAACAGGGACGCCGGCCAGAAUAAGGAAGCUCAGUAAAGUGGUGUCUGGGUUUUCACUGAAGUCCUGUGCCCUUUCCACGCUGGCUUGUAUCCGGGACAUCUUCCCUGGCACCGUGUUUGGGGACCGCAGCAUCGGCAGCGUGCUGGCUCCAGACGCUUUUGUGUGUCGCCGCAUUUGUACUCAUCAUCCCAAUUGUUUGUUCUUCACCUUCUUUUCCCAAGAAUGGCCGAAAGAAUCUCAAAGAAAUCUUUGCCUCCUUAAAACCUCUGAGAGUGGAUUGCCAAGUGCACGCUUUAAAAAGAGCAAAGCUCUUUCUGGUUUCAGCCUGCAGCACUGCAGACACAGCGUUCCAGUUUUCUGCCAUUCUUCAUUUUACCAUGACACCGAUUUCUUGGGAGAAGAACUGGACAUCCUCGAUGCUAAAGGUCACGAAGCCUGCCAGAAAAUGUGCACCAACGCCAUCCGCUGCCAAUUUUUUACCUAUUCUCCAUCUCAAGGAUCUUGCCACGAAGGGAAGGGCAAAUGUUACUUGAAGCUUUCUUCCAAUGGAUCCCCAACGAAAAUACUUCAUGGGAGUGGAGGCAUCUCUGGGUAUACCCUGAGGUUAUGUAAAAUGGAUAAUGGAGCUUACUCACGGAUGAUAAAGGAGAUGUUGGAAGCUAUUCACUGCCAUCUCUCCGCUGUAGCGUGUACAACCAAAAUCAAGCCCCGGGUCGUUGGGGGAACCACGUCUGCUCAUGGAGAGUGGCCAUGGCAGGUAGCACUGCAUGUCACGUCGCCCACCCAGAGGCACCUGUGCGGGGGCUCCAUCAUUGGGAACCAGUGGAUACUAACAGCCGCUCACUGUCUGUACGGGCUGGAGUCACCUAAACUUUUGCGUGUGUACAGUGGCAUUUUAAAUCAAUCGGAAAUAAAAGAGGACACACUUUUCUUUGGGGUUCAAGAAAUAAUAAUUCAUGACCAAUAUAAAAUGGCAGAAAGUGGGUAUGAUAUCGCCUUGUUGAAACUGGAAACAAGAAUGAAUUACACAGAUUCUCAGCGACCCAUAUGCCUACCUUCAAAAGGAGAUCAGCAUGUCAUAUACAUGGAUUGCUGGGUGACAGGAUGGGGGUACAGAAAAUUAAGAGACAAAAUUCAAAACACUCUCCAGAAAGCCAAGGUACCCUUAAUGACAAAUGAGGACUGUCAGCUGCGAUACAGAAGGCAGAAAAUAACCAAUAAGAUGAUCUGUGCCGGCUACAAGGAAGGUGGGAAGGAUGCUUGUAAGGGAGACUCAGGGGGACCCCUGUCCUGCAAACACGACGAGGUCUGGCACUUGGUGGGCAUCACCAGCUGGGGUGAAGGCUGCGCUCAAAGGGAACGGCCAGGUGUCUACACCAAUGUGGUCGAGUUUGUGGACUGGAUUUUGGAGAAAACUCAAGCAAGUGUCCAGUCUCUUGCUUUUGUGAUCACUUUUUCUGAGCCCAAAAAACACUGUAAGGUGACGUCUUUGAAGACUGACAUAUGGACAGAUAUACCAGAAAAGAAUCAUAUCGUGGCACCAAGGACCCAUGAGAACUGCUAAAGGAAACCACUAUGAAAAUAUUUGUUUGGGGAGGGGGGUGAGGGGAGUGAAGACAGGCAUAAGGACAGUUGUCAUCAGUCUCAUGUCUGGGAUUACAGAUGUGAGCCACUGCACCUGGUCAAUAUGUCUUCUUCAGAUCAGCUUGGGUAGACUAGAGAGAAUGUGAAUGGAGUGGAUGGCAAGCAGCAGUUUUCCUGGAGGGAGUGGGUGCCUUACAGGGCCAGUCUUAAAGAUGCCCUUGCCUAGAAAAACAUGCAGUUUCCAUAUUUAUUUGGAGUAUUUUGGGGAGGAGGAGGCUGAAGGAGACAGGAAAGCAGGUUAACACUUCCCUAAGACAAGCAGAGGCUGUGAGGGUGGCUUUACAAAGAGUGAGAUAAUAAAUGUAUUCGA
Messenger RNA from Otolemur garnettii (small-eared galago), 2764 nucleotides. RefSeq names its product coagulation factor XI (gene F11). The coding region runs from base 299 to 2374 and encodes 691 amino acids. Gene Ontology annotation, molecular function: serine-type endopeptidase activity; protein binding. The record is from RefSeq and is a predicted model, not a curated record. Gene Ontology annotation, cellular component: extracellular region. NCBI's taxonomy places the organism in Eukaryota, Metazoa, Chordata, Mammalia, Primates, Galagidae. The transcript has 16 exons. Gene Ontology annotation, biological process: proteolysis.